AUGGAUCAUAGACUUUUUACCCAGACAGCAGAAGCUGAUGAGGGCCCUAGUCCUCCAGAGCAGUUUACUGCGGUCAAACUGUCUGAUUCCAGAAUUGGCCUAAAACCUGGCCAUGGAAAAUACCUUGGUAUAAAUUCAGAUGGAUGUGUUGGGCGUUCAGAUCCAAUUGGACCAAAACCAGUCUUCCAAGAUGGGAAAAUGGCUUUACUGGCCUCAAAUAGCUUUUCUAUUAGAUGCAAUGAAGUAGGCAAGAUAAAAGCAAGAAGUAAAACAGGAGAAGAAGAAAUGAUAAAGAGCAGAUCCUGUGCUGAAAGAGAAACUAAGAAAAAUGAUAUUCCAGAAGAAGACAAUGGAAAUAUUAAACAGUGUGAAAUCGAUUCUGUGAAGAAAUUUCAGAGCUUCCAAGACCACAAACUUAAAAUAAGUAAAGACCAUAAAAUACUUAAAAAAGCCCAGAAAGACAGAUUUUUGUCUGAAACACUUCUGGACAAGAGAACCAAAUUGAAAGCUGAUAGAUAUGCAAAUGACCAUGAUUUUUACAUGGUGGUCUUGGAUGAAAGAUGCAAGCAUGCUGGCUCUGUUGAUAUCACUAUCUGUGCCUUUGGGAUAAGAGUUUUUAAAAGAUGCGAGUGGAAGAGCACACCGGAGAGCAAAACCUCCCACUGCUGGGAGCAGGUGUGUGAUGCCAGGAGCGGUAGGUGUAACCUCGAAGACAUGAAAGAGGAGUUCUGA
This is a messenger RNA of Manis javanica (Malayan pangolin), 732 nucleotides long. The record is from RefSeq and is a predicted model, not a curated record. NCBI's taxonomy places the organism in Eukaryota, Metazoa, Chordata, Mammalia, Pholidota, Manidae.